UCGGCUGGCCCAAGGAGCACACAUUUUUAAAGGGUGACUUUUAUGCUAUAUGAAAUACAUAUCAAUUUAAAAGUCAAAUUACAUUUUUAAAAAUUGCAGCAUUCUUAGAGGACCCAUGCUAUCCAGGGAAUGCAACCCAACAGCAACAAAUACAAGGCCAGCCACUCCCCCUCACAACCUCUACCCCGCAUCCACCCAGACCCACACCCACACCCCCACUACGACUGUCCCAGGGCCGCAAUCCCACCAUUCCUCCCGGAGAAGUAAGGCCCGGGUUAACGACUGUGACUGGGAGAGCUGAUGACUGGAUGAAGCUGUGAAAGAGGGCGGGGUGAAAAGGGGCGGUCCAGUCCCCGACGGCGAGGGGCGGGGCAGAGGGAAGCCUUCUCUCGCGAGAUUUUGCUGGUUCCGCAUUUAAGCUCUCUUAGGUGGGGGAGGCGGGCGAGGUGGGCGCAGCAGCUUGCACCGGCUUAUAUCAGCUCGACCCCGGCUCGGAGCAGCAGCGGCCAGUCCUUCUGCUGUCGGCGGGCUGAGGACUGUGGGCUCCCUCUCGGUUUCCGCGCCGGCUCCGAAUCCUGACCGCGGCGGGGGCCAGCGCCCCCUCCCAUCCCCUCCGAGGAUAGAAGAUGAGCUUCCUCUUCAGCAGCCGCUCUUCUAAAACAUUCAAACCAAAGAAGAAUAUCCCUGAAGGGUCUCAUCAGUAUGAACUCUUAAAACAUGCAGAGGCAACUCUAGGAAGUGGGAAUCUGAGACAAGCUGUUAUGUUGCCAGAGGGAGAGGAUCUCAAUGAAUGGAUUGCCGUUAACACUGUGGAUUUCUUCAACCAGAUCAACAUGUUAUAUGGAACUAUUACAGAAUUCUGCACUGAAACAAGUUGUCCAGUCAUGUCUGCAGGUCCAAGGUACAUAUUACUGCCUAUUAUAUGGGUAUUGGAAUUACUAAAUAAAAAUAUUCACGGCUAUUCUGGGAUAUUUGUUCUUCCAAAGAACUUAGAAUCAUUUUGUCAAGGUGUCCCAUUUCCCAAAAACUUUAUGUCUGUGGCAAAGACCAUUCUAAAGCGUCUGUUCAGGGUUUAUGCCCAUAUUUAUCACCAGCACUUCGAUUCUGUGAUGCAGCUGCAAGAGGAGGCCCACCUCAACACCUCCUUUAAGCACUUUAUUUUCUUUGUUCAGGAGUUUAAUCUGAUUGAUAGGCGUGAGUUGGCACCUCUUCAGGAAUUGAUUGAGAAGCUUGGAUCGAAGGACAGAUAAAUGUUUCUUCUAGAACAAAGUUAUCCUCUUGCUUCAUCUAAUGCUAGAGCUAUCUCGUUGCUAUCUGUUAUAAAUUAGUGAUACAAACUUUAACAGGAUAAAAAGACACCAAUUGUCUGAGUCUACUGAUAAAAAUUGUCCCAAAGGUAGGUUGGCCUAAUAUCUUCAGAGUGAGAAAUUCAGGACACAGCCAAAUCUGAGGCACUGUGUGACCACUCCUGUUAUUGUCACAAAAUCACACUUGGUUUAUAUGAUUAUUAACCUGUAGUUUACCAGAGUACUUACUAUUCUUUUAUUAAAGAACAUGAUUGAGUCUUUUCAGGGUACAGGAUAAUGGAUAUUAAGAAUUUCCAUCAAUAAUUUAUUAAUAGGUUUUCCACAACAAAUUUCCUCAUAGCACAAUCAGAUCAGUUUUAUCAUGCUUUUAUUUUACAAAUAGAAGGGAUAUUUUUAAGUUUCCUUAAGAUUUAAAGUACGUGUGUCACUUUGGAUAACCUUUUAGUUUGAAAUUGUACACUAGUGUUUUUAUAGAUAAUACAUGUAUGCAUAUUUUUCAAAAUCCAUCAUUGCAGUUUAAAUCAUCAUAUGACAUGUGUGGCAGUAACCAAAGUUAUUUCAAAAAUGACUUUAUUUUUAAAUCUUUAUUUGGAAUUUUAUUCAUAUAUGAACCUAUUUUAAUGUUUAGGAGUAUGUAUCAGAAAUAAUUUUUUAAGGCAUCUAAGGAUGGUCUUGUAGAUUUUUAUUUUGAAAUACUUCAUUCAGAUGAAUUUUAAUAUGCAACUUUGGGCUGAAAAAAAACUUUCAAAAAAUUAUGACAAAUUUAGGUCUCAAAACCACUAUUUUCAUUCAUAUUGUCUUUCAGAGGCCUUGAAAUUCUGGAUAGGAGAAUGGAAGAAAGUAUUCAGAUUUCUUGAUUAUUUUGUUUUGAGUUUCCUUUUAAAAAAAAAAUUACUUCUAUAUGUUUUUAUUGUGACUUGAGACUUAGUUAAGAGUAGUGGAGAAAUGCACGAACUUUAUCCCAAUAAGGAUAAAACUUCAGGAAAACCGCAAUAAAAAAAACCUUGAAAGGUGUACACAUUUUAUAGCACAGCUAAAAGUUUGGUGUGUUGCCUAUUCGUGUGUGUGUGUGUGUGUUUGUGUUUAAAGGAGGCAAAAAUGGGAGGAAUAAGUAAAAAAAAGUCUGUUGAGCCCCCAUUGGUGUUUUAUCCUAUUAUAAUUGUUUUUGUAACAAAACUUGAAAUUCUGUUUCUAUUGGGAUUAAAAGAAUCUUUCCCUUUAGUGAAGAAAAGAUCUGCUUUUCAUUAGGUUUCUGACAGUUUAAAAAUGUAUUGACCACAAGUAUACUAAAGACUUGCCAUACCAGCACCACUUUGUUUAUUAGCAUUCUGUUCCAGAGCUGUGACUUUUGCAAAGUACUCACCAACUUCCUUGAUGGCUUUGACAAAGGUUAGUUUUGACAGGGUUUUUUCUUUUUCUUUUUUUGAUAUUUAUUUUUAUUAUUCCACUAGAGUAUAAAAAAAAGAAUUGCUUAGAA
This is a messenger RNA of Hipposideros armiger (great roundleaf bat), 2784 nucleotides long. It is a transcript of the gene MOB1A, whose product is annotated as MOB kinase activator 1A. The record is from RefSeq and is a predicted model, not a curated record. The transcript is spliced from 6 exons. The coding region runs from base 627 to 1250 and encodes 207 amino acids. Lineage: Eukaryota; Metazoa; Chordata; Mammalia; Chiroptera; Hipposideridae.